ACACACAGAAUGGCUAGCUCGGGUCGACUCAACAUUAGAGUCUAACUCCGUACUAAUACUAUCUUUUAUCAUCAGACAACCUGACAAUAAAUGUUCCAUUGUAGCAGCCAGCUCAACUUUUCUUAAGUUGCUUCAAAGAACGUACUUCAUGGCCACUGGUAUAUUGACUCUAAGUUGACGGCUAUCUGACUAUCCCUCGAAGGAUUAUUUUACCUGAAUUCAUUACGUUAUUACGCUACAAGCGUCGGUUUUCGAAAACUCGCUCCUGCUACCCUUUCCGGCUCACAAUUGCUUAUCGGUUAAGAACAAGCAUGUCUGCAUCUCCGAGCAAGGACGAGUCAAGGAGCGAUUAUGUUGCCAAUCGCACUCCUGUCGACGCUAAUAUAGACCACACUUCGUCUAUGAGAUAUUGGAAUAAGACCCCAGCAACGGUUAAUGCCAUGCUAGGUGACCUUGGUAGCUUCUCAUGGUAUUCACGUAUUGAUCUGCGCGGUUCGGCGAAUUUCUUAGCCAAGGUUCGUCGAUUAGUACCAAGUACUAUGACUCAGAAAAGAUUCAAGCUCGGUGUAGAUUGUGGCGCAGGUAUAGGACGUGUGACCAGUGGUCUUCUCCAGCAGGUUUGUGAAGUCGUGGAUGCGGUAGAGCCAGUAGAGAAUUUUGCUUCUCUUCUACGGCAAGCGCCGUUAAACGAACAUGGAUCAGUUGGAGAUAUCUAUGUCACAGGCUUGGAAAACUGGUAUCCUACGAAGAAAUAUGACCUAAUUUGGUGUCAAUGGUGUAUUGGUCAUAUUACAGAUACACAACUGACCGAGUAUCUCGUGCGCUGUCGGGCUGCAUUGACGGAGACUGGAAUUAUGAUCAUUAAAGAGAAUAUAUCGUCGGAUCCCGCCGGAAAUGAUAUGUAUGACGACUUGGACAGCAGCGUAACGAGAUCGGACCGGAAGUUUCGAGAAAAAUUUAAAGAGUCGGGGAUGACCUUAGUCACAUCGGAGAUACAAGGGGGGUUUCCGAAGAAAUACAAACUUCUUCCGGUCCGAUCUUAUGCCUUGCGACCGCAGACCAGGGCCUAAGCGAUUUUCAGUGGCCAACGUUUCUGAACAAUUCUCAUACCAUUGGACAUUGGGAAGCCAAUGUCGUUCCAAUAAAACAUUCGAACCUGCUGUUGCCGCUACGAAGCAGCGGAUAGUCUUGUGCAGCGACAUCAUACAGUACGUAGCAUUUUAU
Messenger RNA from Talaromyces stipitatus ATCC 10500, 1224 nucleotides. RefSeq names its product DUF858 domain protein. Gene Ontology annotation, molecular function: N-terminal protein N-methyltransferase activity. The transcript has 2 exons. Gene Ontology annotation, biological process: N-terminal protein amino acid methylation. NCBI's taxonomy places the organism in Eukaryota, Fungi, Ascomycota, Eurotiomycetes, Eurotiales, Trichocomaceae. The coding region runs from base 312 to 1070 and encodes 252 amino acids. The record is from RefSeq and is a predicted model, not a curated record. Gene Ontology annotation, cellular component: cytoplasm.